Messenger RNA from Medioppia subpectinata, 2976 nucleotides. NCBI's taxonomy places the organism in Eukaryota, Metazoa, Arthropoda, Arachnida, Sarcoptiformes, Oppiidae. The record is from the annotation of a GenBank genome assembly.
CAUGUGUUUUGUCUGAUGUAAUGAUUUUUUGAUUGUGUUUUUUGAAUUGAAUUAACUGUGAAAACAAGUGAUUGAUUUUGGGAACCGUUGGAAACACUACUAACUGUUGCGACAAUGCUUUCGCUGUCCGGACAGGCGGUCACUCAACGCGUGUUGUCUUCGCUGAGACACAAAUGCAUUCAAACACUGCAUACGAGAGUCAAUCAUAGGCUCAACACUAACUCUCAAUCGCUCAAUGAGUUUCACAAUCAACUCAAACGACUCGACAAUAAUAUCCGAAGACUCGGCAAAAUCACUAUCAAUGAUGUCAACCAUUGUCUCCAAGAGUUGAUCAAUACAAAGGGAAAUAUACGGCCGACGACUUCGCAAAGUCUUCUUCUCAUCAGAAGUUGCGGUUCUCUGGUCUCGGAUGAGAGCCAUCAAAAGCGAAGAGAUGUGUGUCAAACCAUGUUUGAGACGCUCUCCAAGACCUCAGACUUGGAUAUCUCUCAUUACAAUCAAUUGUUGAGAGUAUAUGUCGAGAAUGAGUUUGAUUUCGAUGCCAUCGACUACUUGGAGAAAAUGCAGGCCAAAGGUGUGGAACCAAAUCGGGUGACGUUUGUGCUUAUGAUUGAACGCUUUUGCCAAACGGGAAACAUAUCGGAAGCCAUUAGGAUAUUAGAGCACAUGAGGAAUAAGGAUAUGGCUAUCAGUGAGUCUGUCUUUAACUCACUUAUUAUUGGCUACGGAAGAGCCGGUGAUUUGGAAACCGCUCACCAGAACCUGGAAAUGAUGAAAAACGCAGGCAUUGAGCCCACAGUCGACACCUAUACCGCCCUUCUCUGCGCCUAUGCUUUGAAUAUACAAAAACCAGAAUCUGAAGCAAAAUUCAAUGAAAUUUUAGCCGAAGCUAAAGACAAAGAAAUCGAUUUCUCAGAAAGAGAUUACUUUAAAGUGAUUAAAACUUUAGCAUUGGUUGACUCCGACCACAAACUAUUGGACCAAAUGCUGAGCAAAAUCGGGAAAACCAUUAAUUAUAACAGAGAGUGUCNAAAGAAAUCGAUUUCUCAGAAAGAGAUUACUUUAAAACAAUGGAUGCGUCGGAACAGCAGUUUAACCGGAAGACAGUCGGCAAUCCUGUCAUCCGAGACAAUGGAUGCGUCGGAACAGCAGUUUAACCGGAAGACAGUCGGCAAUCCUGUCAUCCGAGGUAUGAUUAACGCCAACAUUUCUCCCGAAACUGUUAUCGCGUUUUGCGAAAGUCUUGAAGCGAACGGCAAGAAUGAGUUUGCCAUCAAAAAUGCCACCGAAUUGGCGUUACUUCACGCAAAUGUAUCGCAUUGUCGACAAUAUCUCAAGCGUUUAAGUCGUAACCAACCCAUGAAAAUGCAUUAUUUCUAUCCUCUUAUAGUCAAGUGUCGUAAUGAGAAUGAGAUUCUGGAAGUGUUGAGUGAAGAUUUAGCAGCGUUUGCCGGCGGCUCUUAUUCACAACUCACUGAACUUUUCAUUGACUAUAUUUGGCCCAAAAAUAUCAUCGAUUUUGAAACAUUUCUUGAAAAAUGCAAAUUAUAUGGAUUUUCAUAUGUUAUUACAUUUAAUUCAUUGCUUCGGUUCCACAUUAACAACAAUCGGAUCGAUGAAGCGAUUGCACUCAUGUCUUCGCCCCACUAUUCUUCAGUCAAUUUAGGAAAGAGAGACCUAAUGUCUGCCCUAACAGACGCUAUAUUCCGACCCAAUCCUAAUAUCAAAAAAAUUGUUAGCGCUCUUCAGAUACUACACAAGAAUCCGUUGCGAACGGCACGAGCGCCAGAAAUGGAGACAACCGACCCUUUCGGACAGUUUUUGCUGAAUAUUAUAAGAAGUUCGAGACAUUCAGACAGUCUUUUGAAACAAAUUUUGCAAUCAUAUAAUCAAUUAUCUAUGAAAGUAAGCGAAGACUCAAUCAAUGCAAUUAGAGAUCGGAUUACUUUAAGUGACGAAAACGACGACUUAUUGAUUAAAUUAAAAUCUUCCGAUGACUUCAAAGGUGUUGUAACCCAUAGUUUAGACGAUGUAAUCAAACAAAGAAGAGAGAUGUCUAUUGAAGAACUCGAGGGACAUCUCAUUGAACUUCGCUCUAAGGGAUUGAAUACGAGAGGACUGUUGAGAAGUCUUCUUAUGGCUUACUGUCGGAGAACACGAUUUAAUGACGAAUCAAAUACUGAUGUUUUGGUAAAUGAGUCUCGAAAAAGAGUGAAACAAAUUGUAGACGACUUGAAAGCGUCGGAUCACGAGUUUACAAAUGCUAUGAAUGCUAUGCUUAUGGAGUUUUACGUCAAUAGCGGAGACAUUGAAUCCGCUCUUGAGAUGAAGAAUAAUAUUCCCAAAGAUUUUGAAAUCGAUUGCUACAAGAUUUUCAAUUUCGCGACACUUUAUGUCAAAAAUAAUGAGAUCAAUAAAGCGAUUGAUUUGAUUCAAAGCGAAAACAGAGAUAAAUCCGAAUCAUUCGACGGCGAAGAGACAAAUAUACAACACAUCAGAUCCAAAGAUAUGAGUAUUUUUAGAUUUAUGAGUAGUCUUAUCGACGCCAAAGUCGAUAUCAAACAAAUUCGCGAACUCUUUGAUCUGUGCAUUGAUUACUCAAACAUGACUCCGAGCGCUAUAAUGGCCGGACCUCUCGUGAAGUAUCACAUUCUUAAAGAGGACUAUUCGGAGGCAUUGAAGGAGUUCUUGAAUAUGGCUGAAAAAUACCGAAUCACUCCCUGGAAAAAUCAAUUGAUCCGCUAUUUCCUCGACAACGGCGACCAAAUAAGACUUCAACAAGUGAUCGACGCUUCCGACAAAAUUCACGGCGAAAUGAAUACAAUUAUGGAUUUGGCGGCCGUUUGUGUUGAGUGCGGAAAGUUAAAGCAGGCAAAGAAACUGUUGGACACACCCGGCCUUCGCAUUCGACAGCUCAAAGUGGACAACAUUUGCGACCAUUUUGUCAAAGAGGAUAAAAUCGACGAAUUGGAACAA